AUGCAAGUGCUGAACCUAGUCAGAGAAUUUGAGAUGCAGAAAAUGAAAGAGUCAGAGACAAUUAAAGAAUAUGCUGAUAAGCUUCUUAGCAUUGUCAACAAGGUAAGAUUACUUGGUUCUGAAUUUUCUGAUUCAAGAAUAGUUCAGAAAAUACUAGUAACUAUCCCUGAACGAUUUGAAGCUACCAUUUCUUCCUUGGAGAAUGCUAAAGAUCUGUCAAGAAUCAGCUUGGAAGAACUUCUAAAUGCUUUGCAGGCCCAAGAACAAAGAAGAAUAAUGAGGGCUGAAGGUUCUGUGGAGGGUGCAUUGCAAGCUAAAUUGCAAAUCAAGAAAAACAAAAAGAAGAAUUCUAGCACACCAGAAGCAGCUGCUAACACCAGCAAUAGUAGUGGAGGAAAAAACAAAGAAUUUCCUCCUUGCAAACACUAUGGCAAAAAGGGUCAUCCACCUUUUAAGUGUUGGAGAAGACCUGAUGUUAAGUGUGAUAAGUGCAACAAGUUGGGGCAUCAUGAGAGAAUCUGCAAAAGCAAUUUUCAGUAG
This is a messenger RNA of Hevea brasiliensis (rubber tree), 540 nucleotides long. RefSeq lists its product as uncharacterized. The coding region runs from base 1 to 540 and encodes 179 amino acids. Gene Ontology annotation, molecular function: zinc ion binding; nucleic acid binding. NCBI's taxonomy places the organism in Eukaryota, Viridiplantae, Streptophyta, Magnoliopsida, Malpighiales, Euphorbiaceae. The record is from RefSeq and is a predicted model, not a curated record. The transcript has a single exon.